Beauveria bassiana ARSEF 2860 is the source of this 1224-nucleotide messenger RNA. RefSeq names its product ice nucleation protein. The record is from RefSeq and is a predicted model, not a curated record. Gene Ontology annotation, cellular component: fungal-type cell wall. The transcript is spliced from 2 exons. Lineage: Eukaryota; Fungi; Ascomycota; Sordariomycetes; Hypocreales; Cordycipitaceae. Gene Ontology annotation, molecular function: glycosyltransferase activity; hydrolase activity, hydrolyzing O-glycosyl compounds. Gene Ontology annotation, biological process: fungal-type cell wall organization; carbohydrate metabolic process. The coding region runs from base 1 to 1224 and encodes 407 amino acids.
AUGUUUUCCAAAAUUGCUGUGGCUCUGGCCGCUGUUUCGCUCGUGUCUGCUCAGACCUCGACUGAGUGCAACCCGCUCAAGACUACUUGCAAGCCCGAUCCUGCUUUUGGCAAAAACGGCGCCAACUGCGACUUCACCGCCGGCGCCUGCGAUGGCUUCCACACCAUGGCCGGCAAGGCCGUGACCUACGACUCGCGCGGCGCCAUUGUCGCCAUGGACGCCCCCGGCCAGGCCCCUACGCUGCGUUCCGACAACUAUCUCUUCUUUGGCCGCGUCGACGUGGAGAUGCAGGCCGCUCCCGGCAAGGGCAUCGUGACCUCGCUCGUGCUGCUGUCCGACGACCUCGACGAGAUUGACUUUGAGACUGUCGGCUUCGACAACAAGCAGAUUCAGUCCAACUACUUCUCCAAGGGCGACGACUCCGUCUUUGACCGUGGCGGCAACCACGCCGUUGACAACCCGCUCGGCGCCAUCCACAAGUACACUUUCGAGUGGACUCCCGAGAAGAUUGACUGGAUCAUCAACGGCGCUGUCGUGCGCACCCUCACCCGCGCCGCUGUCGGCGAGGCCUUCCCCCAGAGCCCCAUGCAGGUCAAGCUCGGCGCCUGGGUCGCCGGCUACGAGGGCGGCCGCCCGGGUACCAUUGAGUGGAGCGGCGGCAUCGCCGACUUCUCCAACGGACCUGCCACCGCCAUUUACAAGAGCGUCAAGGUUGUCGACUACGCCGGUGGCAGCAGCGCUACCGACAAGGAUGUCAAGGAAUACGUCUACGGUGACCAUUCGGGCAGCGCCAAGAGCAUCAAGAUCAACCUCAAGGACGGCAGCAGCAGCACUCCCGACGCCAGCGCUCCUGCCUCUUCGACCACCGCCGCCUCGUCUGCCUCAUCUGCCUCUACUUCGUCCGCUUCCGCUUCCGCUUCCGCUUCCGCUCCCGCUUCCAGCUCCCAGAAGAGCUCUGUCACUUCGGCCAAGUCCAUCACCACUUCGGCUGCGCCCAGCAUCAUCACCACCGAGGCCCUGCCCACCAAGAACUCGACCAGCACCGUGAUUGCGGCCACCAGCUCGGCCGUCAACGGCACCAACGCUACCACCACCCUGACCACGGCGACCGGCUCGCGCACCUCGGCCAGCUCCACCCCAACCCCGCCUCCCACCAGCGGUGCUUCCGGUUCUGGUGCCAUGCUCGGUGCUGCUGUCCUCCUCCUCGCUGCCCUUGCCAUCUAA